ACGCCCAUGCGCAUGUAUAGUAUGCUGAAUUGUUUCUUACUCCAGUUGGUGCGAGCGAGAGCCAAUCAGCACCGGCGCAUCUCACCCACUUGGACGUCAGUGAACACCCGAAGAAGGCACAUUGUCCUCCACCUCUGCACCGCGACUUACCAUGAGCCUAUGACACUGCACAACCCACUCACAUCUAGACCUCUUUGCGCCCAGCAAGUAUCCGUCUGGAAACUACAAUUAUCCGGUCGCAUUCUACAUGACGUCCGUCGAUGACCAGCGCCGUCCAACAAGGCGCGAAAUAUUCGAGGCUAUCCUGUCUGGUGCUCAGAAGCCUCCAUUCUUACCUAGACUAAGGUCUGACCCUCCUGCAUAUCAUCCUCUACCUCACAGUCUUGUCGAGUUUCGGGAACAAGAGGGAGCCGACAAUCGGGAACGGCGGUUUCACAGACUAUGGACGAAACUUCCAAAACGUAUCUGGUGGCAUGAUCACGACGACGAAGAGGUUUCUAAACAAUAUCCUGUUCACGAUGAUCGUGCAUUGACUCGAGAAAGUGCGAAGGAGUUGGAGGAGAUGUAUGAGGAUGAAUUGCUUGGCCAUUGUGGAGGGCACACUUCGGGCUUCAAACGUCGCGCUAUUGCAUGGGAAGACUUUCACAAGUAUGCAGAGGCGAAAGAAGCUGAGCUCUGGCAUAUAUUCCACGACGAACUGGAUCUCGAUGGCAACGGACAUUUGGGUGCGGAGGAGCUUGCUGUCGCUUUAGACAAGGCUGGCAUAUCAUUAUCACCCCCAACACUUGCCGAGUUCAUGACCUUUCUGACAUCUUCCCCGCACUCGCAUGCUCUUAGCUUCCAGGAGUUCAGAGACUUUCUUCUACUUCUACCCCGGAAGGCAUCUCCGGAAGAGAUCUUCCGAUAUUAUGAAGUGAAGAGAUUUAUGGGUGACGAUGGCCGAGGUGCUGCUCGUGUCAACAUGGAGGGUGAUGUUACAUUAAGUGCCGAGGAUCUAGCUACCACACGGACUUAUUCACCCUCUGACAAAGAUGUUACUGCCGACCUGAUUGAUCAUACUAUGGGUGUUGCUGAUGAUGAGUUUGAGGAGGAAGAUCUUAUGGAAGAAGAACAACAUGGUACUUGGAUGGGCGGUGCACUAGCUGUUAGGUUCCUGCUCGCUGGCGGUAUUGCUGGAGCUGUCUCGCGGACGUGCACAGCGCCGUUUGACCGUCUGAAGAUUUUCCUUAUAACACGACCACCAGAAAUGGGUGGUACCUCGCUAAGCCCUAACGCAUCUGAGCGAGGAUUCAAGGCCAUAGCCAGCGCGGUGACACGCAUAUAUGCAGAAGGAGGCGUUCUAGCAUUCUGGACUGGGAACGGACUUUCUGUUGCCAAGAUCUUGCCGGAGUCUGCCAUCAAGUUCAUGACAUAUGAAACAUCCAAACGAGUGUUUGCCAAACAUUGGCAUCACGUGGAUGAUCCUAGAGAGAUCAGCGGGGUCAGCCGGUUUCUUUCUGGCGGAAUUGGGGGCAUAACUGCUCAGCUCAGUAUAUAUCCGAUAGAGACACUAAAGACUCAAAUGAUGAGUAGUGCAGGAGAACGGCGAUCUAUUGCUCAAGCUGCCCGUCGGGUGUGGCAACUCGGUGGCAUGCGGGCAUUCUAUCGUGGCUUGACUAUCGGUCUUAUAGGCGUCUUCCCCUAUUCUGCCAUCGACAUGAGCACAUUCGAAGCUCUGAAGUUGGCCUACCUACGUUCCACUGGUAAAGAGGAGCCCGGCGUUCUUGCGUUACUUUCCUUUGGCAGUGUGUCUGGUAGCGUAGGGGCGACUAGCGUGUAUCCUUUAAACUUGGUCAGGACACGACUACAAGCAUCGGGUUCGUCAGGUCACCCGCAGCGGUACAGCGGUGUCUUUGACGUCGUUCAACAAACAUAUGCUCGGGAUGGGUGGAGAGGAUUUUACCGAGGGUUGUUGCCCACAUUGGCGAAGGUGGUGCCAGCUGUCUCGAUAUCAUAUGUCGUAUAUGAAUCGACGAAGCGGAAGUUGGGUGUAUAGUUGCUAUCGAUAUCGCUUUCCAAGUUACCCAUUAUCUCCUAGAACAUAUCCACUGCAGACUACAUUUCCUCCUAGUAUAUUCAUUGUUAUUCAUGCUGUAUUGUUUAUCACAUUUUCUUGCAUACAAUCACAUACGCAGACGCGCUUAUCUAAUCUCAAAACCUGCAUCAUCCCUUUAAGC
Somion occarium is the source of this 2216-nucleotide messenger RNA. The record is from the annotation of a GenBank genome assembly. NCBI's taxonomy places the organism in Eukaryota, Fungi, Basidiomycota, Agaricomycetes, Polyporales, Cerrenaceae.